AUGUCAUGGAGAAACGAUAUUAAAGUCGUUGUAGCAAUUGAGUUUGGAACAAAAUAUUCACAUAAAUUAAAUCCCGAAAUAAUAACCAACUAUAAUUGGCCUGAACAAUUAGGUGCUUUAAGAACAAAUACUGCUUUAAAAUAUGAUGAAAAAUAUGAAAAUGUAUUAGAAUGGGGUUAUCCGGCAUUGGGUAAAAAAUUUCAACGAAAAGGUCGUUACGGCAGGAACAAGAAUUUUUCUAAUGAACCUGUUGAAUUAUUUAAACUUCAUUUGAGCGCAAUGCCUGAUUCAGAAAAACCUCCGUUGCCUAAAUUAUUGAAUUAUAAAAAAGCGAUUACAGAUUUUUUAAGAGAAAUUGUACCUGAAGAAUAUCCUAUAAAAUCAUUAGGAAUAUUAAGAGAAUGUACAUAUAAUGCUGCAUUAAUUAGUUAUUUGACUUCAGAAAAAUUACAAUUUAUUACUGAACUUGAAGCAGCUGCAAUACAUUGUAUGCAAGUAUCAAGAGAACAUUUUGGAACAUCUAAAGGUAGUGAAGUCACUGAACAAACUGGUGAUCUUUGUGGAAGUAAUUAUGUGGAUAAAGAAUUUAUUAAACUUUUGAAACGUGUUGCGGGUGACGAAGCAAUAAAAAUAUUUGAACAACAACAUUAUGGUCAAAUGCAAUAUUUGAUGCAGGAAUUUUCUAAGAGAUUAAAAUUUUAUUUUUCUGGAUUCAAAAAAGAUUUUAACCUCUAUGAACUCGAUCUUGAAGAUGUCUGUCCUGCGAUUAAACAGUGUGACUUUAGUGAAUCAAGAUAUCUCCAAAUGAGAGUUCGUGAAGAAUUUGUAGAUAAAGUAAAAAGCAUUGCUGUUCCUAAACAACCUCAAGCAGCAAUUGUACGUGGUGCACUUGAAUAUGGGCUUCAAAAACUCGAGGGGUAG
This is a messenger RNA of Diversispora eburnea, 921 nucleotides long. Lineage: Eukaryota; Fungi; Glomeromycota; Glomeromycetes; Diversisporales; Diversisporaceae. The record is from the annotation of a GenBank genome assembly.